This is a messenger RNA of Tupaia belangeri chinensis (Chinese tree shrew), 2646 nucleotides long. It is a transcript of the gene LRRC31, whose product is annotated as leucine rich repeat containing 31. The record is from RefSeq and is a predicted model, not a curated record. Gene Ontology annotation, molecular function: protein binding. The transcript is spliced from 12 exons. The coding region runs from base 749 to 2587 and encodes 612 amino acids. Lineage: Eukaryota; Metazoa; Chordata; Mammalia; Scandentia; Tupaiidae.
ACCUACCAUACGGCACUGGCUGGAUCCGAGAUCCUGCACCCCAAAUUGGUCUUUCUUCUCUUUUGCCUUGGGACUCUAGGAAGGCCCUGAGUACAAAGGGAUGAGCCCAUGGCAAAGAGAAACCCCAAUUCCUGCUCCCCAGCAGUUAUUUCUAAAUCUUCCCUUGAGCAUCAUCCUAAUAGCAGAAAAUGUCAGAGGAGGUGAGUUACCUAGGAGUCCUGGUGGAGGUGGCGGUGUUGGUCAUGAGGACACCAGAACGGAACACGAGGGCACCGGGACGGAACACGAGGACACCGGGAGGGAACGCGAGGACACCGGGAGGGAACGCAAGGACACCGGAAGAGGACACCGGGAGGCAACGCGAGGACACCGGGAGGGAACGCGAGGACACUGGGAGGGAACACGAGGACACCGGGACGGAACACGAGGACACCGCGAGGGAACGCGAGGACACCGCGAGGGAACGCAAGGACACUGGAAGAGGACACCGGGAGGCAACGCGAGGACACCACGAGGGAACGCAAGGACACCGGGAGGGAACACGAGGACACCGGGACGGAACACGAGGACACCGUGAGGGAACGCGAGGACACCGCGAGGGAACGCAAGGACACCACGAGGGAACGCGAGGACACCGGAAUGGAACGCAAGGACACCGGGAGGGAGCACGAGGACACCGGGGUGGAACACGACGACAUUAGAACGGAGCAUUAGUUCUUGGAGAAGAAAUUGAGGCUUACAGUUGCAGAUGUCCAGGACGAUGCAAAUCAACUAUUGGAAGAAGGUCCCAAGAACAAGGUGGCUCCCAAUCAGUGAAAUUCUACAAAACGGAAAACAACAGGAAGACGUCUUAUUGAGAAAGACCCCCUCCAACCUGACCAUGAAUCAGACAAGGAAGAAACAGCCCUCGGAAGAAACUAAACCCCACACUGCAUUUGUCAACAAAUUUCUCAAGCGCUCACCAUUCAGGUCCUCUACAGCUGAAAGAGGGAAAGAGGGUGACCUUAACACAGCUGCCUCCCAGCCCAGCGACGGGACACAGACAGCCGCCUUAGACACUGCUAAGCCUCUCACUUCAGAAAUGGAAUUGGGAUCCAGGAUGGAGAAAAAUGAGCAAUUCCUGCAGAAGCUGGGCAAAAAGUCUCUCGACAAGUGUCUAGAUUUGAAUAACUGUGGAUUGACCGCGGCGGACCUGCGAGAACUGGCUGCUUCACUGCCUUUUCUCCCAGACUUGGAGGAAUUGGAUAUUUCCUGGAAUGAUUUCGUAGGAGGAACCCUUCAUUCAAUCACUCAACAAAUGCAUCUUGUCAGCCACUUGAAAAUCCUGAGGCUGGGGAGUUGCAGACUUACCACCGAGGAUGUUCGAGCACUGGGAGAAGCACUUGACGCCAUCCCUGACCUCGAAGAGCUGAAUUUGUCUUGGAACAGUGAAGUGGGAGGAAAUUUGCCUGUGGUUUUCCACAAGGUCCAAGACAGGAGCAAGAUACGGACACUGGAGCUGGUGGAGUGCGCCCUCACACCUGACGACGGGGUGUUUGUGGGUCAGUUGCUACCUGCACUCCAAAGCCUUGAAGUACUUGAUCUUUCCAUGAAUAGAAACAUCGGUGACAGUCUAAACAGCAUCGCUCAGGGAUUACAAAGAACCUCAAGUCUGAAAGUCCUGAAGUUGCAUUUGUGUGGACUAUCACAAAAGAGUGUCAAAAUACUGGACACGGCUUUGAGAUACUUGGAUGAGCUGAGGAGACUAGAUCUUUCCUGCAAUAAGGAGCUGGGUGGAGGUUUCGAAGACUUGCCAGCGCAGCUGGCCACGCGGAGGCAUCUACAAGUCCUGGAUCUACACCAGUGCUCACUGACAGCAAGUGACGUGGUGUCGCUGACCCAGGUCAUCCCUUUACUCUCAAAUCUUCAAGAACUGGAUUUAUCAGCCAACAAAAACGUGGGCAGCUCUUCUGAAAACCUCCUCAGCCGGCUCCGCUUUUUACCAGCACUGAAGUCAUUACUACUCAACAGCUGCGCUUUGGAAAGGGAGCCCUUCGAGGCUCUCGCUGAAGCCUCCCUUCACCUCCGUGCUCUGGAAAUCCUCAACCUUUCCUGGAAUAAGUGUGUUGGGGGCAACCUGGAGCUGCUUCUGGACACGCUGAAGCUCUCGACGUCUCUUCAAGAGCUGCGGCUGAGCAGCUGUUCCCUGGUGACCGAGGACGUGGCUUCCCUAGCGUCGAUCAUACAGACGGGUCACCUGGCCAAACUGCAGAAGCUGGACCUGAGCUAUAAUGACAGUGUCUGCGAUGCAGGGUGGGCCGUCUUCUGCCAAAAUGUGGGGUCCCUCAAAGAGCUGAGCGAGCUGGAUAUUAGCCUCCGGCCAUCGAAUUUUCGGGAUUGUGGACAGUGGGUUAAGCAUUUGCUAUGUGCCGUGACCAAACUUCCCAAGAUCACUGAGAUAGGAAUGAAAAGGUGGGUUCUACCACCUUCACAAGAGGGCCAGCUAGAAAGCCUGGACCAAAAUCACAGACACGGCGUUCGCCUUGACCACGACGGGUUCCGGAUAAAAUCAUUACUUGGAAGACAUGUACAUUUGAAAUCAGCAUGACUCCAACAGAGAAAAUCACCAGGUUAAGGAGGUCUUGAGUGCCGUAAGAGGGGAUGAUU